AUGAAAAUUGAGGAGCGCAGGAUGUGGAAGGAGAUGCUGGAGAAGAGGAGGGAGAAGGUGAAGAAAGGCUGGAUGGUGGUGUCCGUCGGCCUCGACGACGGCGGCGGCACCACCCUCCGGCGCUUCAUGAUCCCCAUAUCGUAUCUGCGCCACCCACUGUUCAGGGGGCUGCUGGAGGCGGCCCAGGACGUCUACGGCUUCCCCUCCACCGGGCCGCUGAAGCUGCCGUGCUCCGUUGACGACUUCCUCCACCUCCGCUGGCUCAUCGAACGGGAAUUGCCCACCGCCGGCGACCACCGCCAUCGCCACAUUCGAUCCUUCCCUUCGCACUCCUGUUGA
This is a messenger RNA of Spirodela intermedia, 339 nucleotides long. The record is from the annotation of a GenBank genome assembly. NCBI's taxonomy places the organism in Eukaryota, Viridiplantae, Streptophyta, Magnoliopsida, Alismatales, Araceae.